AUGUUGAAGCGUCAUAUCACGAUUUUUCCAACCCAUCGUCUUACCCAUCCAGAGCUAUAUAAACGCCAGAAUCCCUCCGAUCAAAUCCAAUUCUCUAAACUCAAACUCAAACCAUCUUCAAACAAACACCACUCUACAAAUCCUCCGCAACUUCCACUGCUAGUUAUCAACUUUCGAUCUUCCCAACCAAUUUCAAACGAGUCCUCAUCAACUACCUCCAAAAAAAUGGGUGCCAACACCAUUACAAUAACCAACAACUCCACCGCUGACGUUUAUGUCAGUGUCACAUAUGACGGAAACGACUUCCAAAAGGGCGGAAGCGAGGUCUGGUAUCCUCUUACAGCCAAUGGAGGAACCGACACCUGGAAUUACCGGGCCGAGAAUCAAAUCGCCAGAGUCGCUAGAAGCAAGACUGCUGGGACAGUAAUUGAGUCUUUCCUUGCUGUACCAGGGAAAACCAUCUACAUCUACUAAUUGUAGACUACUGGUGGCAGGUUUUCGCUUCCUCUGAUGGAAUGAGAGCCCAGUAGUGUCACACCUACUAUUGAAAGAAAUGGUUCAUCACAGUAACUUAGCUAUAUGGCAGAUUGAAUGAAUAUAGCAACAUAACCCAAC
Molecule: messenger RNA, 615 nt
Organism: Botrytis fragariae
Lineage: Eukaryota; Fungi; Ascomycota; Leotiomycetes; Helotiales; Sclerotiniaceae
Product: putative ekda protein
Exons: 3
Coding region: 1-474 (157 amino acids)
Source: RefSeq, a predicted model, not a curated record